AUGCCAAUCACGACAUCAUCCUCUUCUUCUCACCAAACCAUAGACAUUAUCACAACCGCUAACAACGACGAGCCACCAGAUGAACGCACGGCCCUUUUAUCAUCGCACCAACGUGACACCACCACCACCACAUCAAAUACACAAAUCAGCGGAUAUAACAAAAGUGCACCCUAUUUGUGGAAGGAUCUUAAGCAGAGUCAUCUUGUCAGCCUUUUACCUUCAAUUGCGCUUGGGUCAGCCAUUUGGUUUGGUAUUGAGCCUACCUCCGAAUUGACAACAACAGCCAUACGGCUAAUGGCAGUGUUUACAAGUUGCAUAUUUGCAUUGAUUACAACCAAGGUUGAAAUUUCGAUGCUUGUACUUACAGGGCUGACGCUACUUGCUUUGACACAAUCCUUUGAGUGUAAGGAUCAUGCCACUGGCAAAAUGACUGAAUGUCGUUUGUGUGGUGACGUGAAUCCCUUGACUGGGGAUACGUUUGAAUGCAAGGCUGCCAAGGAGUCUUUUAAACACUCCUUGGAAGGAUUCUCGAGCUCAGUUGUAUGGUUGAUUUUUGCGGCAUUUCAUCUCGGCAAGGCCGUUGAAGUGACCCAGCUUGGGCGUCGACUCUCCUUAUUGAUGAUCAAAAUUUUUGGCAAACGGAUCAUGGGUUUGGCGUAUGCCAUUGUCCUUUCAGAAAUCCUGCUAGCACCCUUUGUCCCAAGCAAUACAGCUCGUGGUGGUGGGAUUGUUUUGCCUGUAGUAAAUUCUAUUGCCACCACCCUUGGAUCAUCACCUACGCAUGACCCGAAGCUUGGUGCGUUCUUAAUGCUUGUCGGAUCUCACUCGAAUCUAAUAUCAGCAUCCAUGUAUCUCACUGGUAUGGCACCCAAUCCCAUUGUACUCAACAAGGCCAAGGCUCUAUUUCCGCAUCUCGAUUUUGGAUUCUUGCCAUGGUUUGUGGGAGCCAUUGUCCCAGCAGCUGUGUGUGCAGUUGGCUUACCGCUUAUACUCCGGUGGGCUUGUGGUCUCGGAGGAAACAAUCAAAUGCAGGAUCAUAAAUCAUCAUCAUCCAACAACGACAACAGCGUCGUCAAACAUGCACAAACGGAGCUAGAUCAAAUGGGAUCCGUCACAUCCAAGGAGUGGCAAUUGUGCCUGGUUUUACUUUUGUGUUUGGGCUUAUGGAUUACUUCCAGCUACACCAAAUUGGAUGCAACCUUAGUGGCAUUGCUAGGCAUCGUUGCUCUCCUACUUAUGGGUACAAUCACGUGGAAGGAUGUGGCAAGCAAUACCAAUGCUUGGGACACGCUUUUUUGGUUGGGUGGGUUCGUUACAAUCGCACAACAGCUUUCCGAAGCAGGCGCAUCCGCCUAUCUUGGUCAUAAAAUCUCACAUGCAAUCGAUCAACUGGGAUUGCCACCAGUACCUGCCUUGGCUAUCGCCUACUUUAUGACUACGUUUAUGUUUUCAUCAUUAAGCGCACACACAGUGGCCUUUGUGGGCACAUUUUUAGAUGCGGGUGUAGCGCUAGGCGCCAAUCCAAUGGUGCUCACCGUUCUACUUGCCUACUUUGGCGCAUUAGGAGGAUGCAUGACGAACUAUUCGACAGGCAUGGCAGCCAUGUACUUUGCACCAGGCUAUGUCUCUCGUUCAAGGUGGUUCGUGAUUGGCUUCCAACUUGCUGCAUUCUAUAUUGUUGUAUACAUGACCAUAGGCAUGGGAUGGUGGAAAGUGCUGGGAUGGCAUUGA
This is a messenger RNA of Lichtheimia ornata, 1731 nucleotides long. RefSeq lists its product as uncharacterized. Gene Ontology annotation, biological process: transmembrane transport. The transcript has 8 exons. Gene Ontology annotation, cellular component: plasma membrane. Gene Ontology annotation, molecular function: transmembrane transporter activity. Bases 1 to 1731 code for a protein of 576 amino acids. NCBI's taxonomy places the organism in Eukaryota, Fungi, Mucoromycota, Mucoromycetes, Mucorales, Lichtheimiaceae. The record is from RefSeq and is a predicted model, not a curated record.